Arabidopsis arenosa is the source of this 1467-nucleotide messenger RNA. The record is from the annotation of a GenBank genome assembly. NCBI's taxonomy places the organism in Eukaryota, Viridiplantae, Streptophyta, Magnoliopsida, Brassicales, Brassicaceae.
UGUCCACAUCCCAAAUGUGAACCGGUCUAGACGCAAACGUAGAGUCUUCUUCUUCUCUUCUCUUCUUCUUCUCUCGUCUUCUUCAAGUAAAGCAACUAAAAUUUGAUUCAAUCUUCUCUUACUCCAAACUCUCACCACCAUGUUCCGCCUCAGAGCUCACGGCAAAAAACCCAUCACCAUCACCACCUCCACCACCACCACCGCCUCCACUUUCCUCUACUGGUCACCAGAAUCUUCCCCCACAACCCUAUCUUCUCCGACCAACAUGGAUCCAACCAUCUGGUCUAACUUACCAAAUCACCUCCUCGAACACAUCCUCUCUCUCCUCCCAUUCAAAACUCUCCUCACUCUCCGAUCAAUCUCACGCCAUCUCCGAUCUCUAAUCCUCUCUCCAUCUUUCAUCUCCGACCAUUCUUUCUCUCUUCCUUCUUUCCUCCUCCUCUCUCAUCCUCAAUCUUUCAACUCCUUCCCUCUCUUUAACCCUAAUCUCAUCUCCUGGUGCACGUUACCUCUCCCUCGCUCCCUCUCACUAACAAACGCCUCUUCUCUCCUCUCUUCCUCCAACGGCCUCCUCUGUUUCUCCAUCUCUCCUUCCUCUGUUUCUUCUCUCUCAAUCUUCAAUCCCUUAACAAGAUCCUCAAGAUCUAUCAAAUUACCGUGUUACCCUUUUCACUUUGAGCUUCUCUCUCUUGUUACAUCCCCUGACGGUUACAAAAUCUUCACUCUUUGCUCAUCUUCCUCCGCCGCUUCUUCAAGAUCAGUUUGUCUCUACGAUUCCGGUGACCGCUCAUGGAGAAAAUUCGGCGGUGUUGAUCAAGUUUUACCUCGUGGGUUUAAUCAAGAUGGAGUCUUUUACAAUGGGUCUCUCUAUUUCGCUAGAUCCGAGCCUUUUCUAAUCGUGAGCGUUGAUCUCAACGACGGAAAAUGGAACACAGCCACUGGAGACGGUGUUUUUCCGGCGGUUGAUGAGAUCACGUUUGCUAGAUUAGUAAGUGAUCCAGAAAAGAAUAUACUUUACAUGGUUGGAGGAAUUGGAAGCAAUGGGAUUUGUAGGAGUAUCAAGAUUUGGGAAUUUAAAGAAGAAACAGAGAGUUGGAUCGAAACUGAAACAUUACCGGACAUUGUUUGUAAGAAGUUUACUUCGGUUUGUUACCAUAACUACGAACAUGUGUAUUGUUUGUGGCAUAAGGAGAUGAUUUGUGUGUGUUGUUACAAUUGGCCUGAGAUUCUCUUUUUUCAUGUUGGGAGGAGGACAUGGCAUUGGGUUCCUAAGUGUCCUUCGUUGCCGGAGAAAUGGAGUUGUGGGUUUCGUUGGUUCUCUUUUGUCCCAAGCUUGUCUGCUUCUGUUUAGUUUAUAUGAUAUUUGUCUUCUUUAUUUUUGUUACAGUAUUUGUUAUUGUUUCUGUUCAAAUCUCCUAUCAAUGGUUUCGUUGGUAUCUCUUUGUGAAAUAAAAGAUUGGUACUAUU